CGACACGGUAUUACUAGUCUCUAUCACAUCACUAGACUAGUAGACUCUAGUAUGUGUACGCCCCGUAAGGAGGUGGAUCUCAUCGUGGUUAACACUCUGUUGACACUCCUCACCUUCCAUUUUAUUGGUGAGAUAAACCAUCGUGAGCAUGCAGAGUACCAUUGUCCCGCGCCGCAUCCAAUUCUCAAGUUGCGAUGAAUGUCGCCGAUCACGCGUGAGGUGCGAUGCUUUGAAUAGGAGGAAUGCCAAUGACUCCUGCAGCCGAUGUCUCAAACGGCACCGGCAAUGUACUUUCAAGUGGAUUGGCAACGUCGGGCGCCGUGUCUCCAGGGAAUCACCUCGCGACGGAGGCCGUGGACAACACCCGGCAACCGCAAACAGUAAGAGAACCUCGUCUGUUCGUGAUGCGCACGACCCAAGAGCAGCGAGCCGCCGACCGAGAACCGCGAGCCCGGAUCGGUUUCGAAACGAGUCAAACCUACUACCUGCGCCGGACCACGCGAUCGUGACGGUUUCCCCGCUCGAAAUUCUGAACCCCUCGGACGCUCAUUUGCUGCGGAAAAUUUAUCGCGCCGGUUUCGACGCCAUUUUUAGCUCGUGGAUGAGCAGUUAUGGCUGCCCGUUUCUCUCUGAAAACAGUGUCGGUGCCCACAACCCGAGCAUAUUGGAGAUCUGCGAGCAUCUCGAUGGAUGGAUGAGAGAGAUGUCACUUCGCGAUCCGGCAAUGAUCUUGGUCCCGGAACACAGCGGUGGUGAUCGGGAGAAUGACUCUCUUCGGGGUUCGAUCGCCGCCUUCUCAGCGAGAUGGUUGCCGCUCACCUCGGGGAAUCCGGAGGCAACGCAGUGGUGCCAUCACGUUGUGCAUGCAUUAUGGCGACAUGCUCGUCGGGAUAUGAUGCGGGUGAUCAAUCGCCCAUCAUACCGGUCGAUGCUGACCCUCUUCCUGUUCGCCCUGACCCCAAUCCCGGCGGGGAUCUCGGAGGAAGAGGAGCUGGACGGCAUCUCGGGCCAGGCAUGCAUCCACGCCGCGCUGCAACAGAUCCAGACCCUCCGCGCGCGCCAACGGAGCGUGCAAUUUAAUGGGACCAAAGUAUCGCAGCCGGCGAGGUCCAGGGCAAUCGUAGCCAUUCCGGAGGCCGUGGCAACGGAGGGGUUUCUCACCGCAGAAAACAUCGCAUAUUGGGCCGCACUGACAUUUGAUACAUCGGCGUCCUUAACACUCAAUUGCCGGCCACUCCUCUCGGCGGGACUCCUGGGGUUCGAGGCGGAACUCCCGUGGCGCCUGGUGAGGGCCGGAGCCGUCAAAUUCCAGAAGCAAAUGCAGGAAUGGCAUGCCCAUGCUGUCAGCGAAAUAACGGAUGAGCGAGCGAGUCAGAUCGUGGCCAGCGGGUCCGCGUGGAAGCUCCUGGCGUGGAAGCUGACCGCAGUCUUCAAGGAAGCCCUCAGGGAUGGCCAUGAUGAAUCGGAAGUAAAGCGGGCGUUUCGGCUGGUUUCCGGGUUUAUCCAGGAGUUUAAUGACAUCUAUCGUGAGCCGUUGGAGGCAUGCCAGCGGCGGAUGCCCUUUCUUGGGGAGCAGAUUAGAUUCCGCUGGUACUCGUUGAUGUUGCACUAUCACCUCAGUAUUCUGUUGCUCGUCAACGCUGCCGAGGCCACGAGUCGCCUCGACUUACUGGCCGAGCUGGCCGAGGCAAGUGCAGAUGCUCAGAAUGCGGUAGUCAACACGUUAAUAUUUGGCCUCAGCAACACCGUAACAUUAAACAUUCCGCAGAAAUCAAACUCUAGUUGUACUCUAAGGGACGGGAUUCCUGUUCCUAUCGUCGCCAUUGAUCCUUAUCCUCACCAUAUCGUGGCCGCUGUGCAGCUGGUGCAUAAGGCCGUGGACCGCGACUUGACCCUCGGCAGGAUUGGUGGAGACGCACACAAAAACCUGCAAUCGGUUUUAUCUCGUGCAUUGGAUCACCUUCCACAGAGCUCCAAGUCUGUCCAAGCCGCCAAGGGGGCAUUCUCAGAAAGGAGUUCGCACUCCGGUGUAGAACCACUAGUCCCCUACCUUAGUAUAGACCCACAAUGGCACAGGUGAUGCUGAUAUCUAUGUACAUAGUCCCAUAGACAUCAAUACCCACAGCGAUACUUAUUACUGGGAAGGUCCAAGGCGAUAAGGUGUGUCUUUUCG
Molecule: messenger RNA, 2173 nt
Organism: Aspergillus alliaceus
Lineage: Eukaryota; Fungi; Ascomycota; Eurotiomycetes; Eurotiales; Aspergillaceae
Product: Zn(II)2Cys6 transcription factor domain-containing protein
Exons: 4
Coding region: 149-2080 (643 amino acids)
Biological process (GO): regulation of DNA-templated transcription
Molecular function (GO): zinc ion binding; DNA-binding transcription factor activity, RNA polymerase II-specific
Source: RefSeq, a predicted model, not a curated record